AUGCCAGGUGGUGAUCUCUAUGAAAUCUCGGACAGUGGAGGCACACUAAGUGGUGGCCAACGGACGAGAGUGGCGUUAGCCAGAGCUUUAUAUCAAGAGAACUCCGUGUAUCUGUUGGAUGAGCCAUUGGCUUCAUUGGACCGAAACGUUGCCAAUUCAAUUUGGAUUGGAGCAAUAGAAAAGACGCUUAGAGAUCGCGGAGCCCCUAAAGAAGUUCUUAGUGAAGAAUGGGCUCAAUUUGAUACAGAUGAAGAUGAGUCAAAUUCUGUAGAGGAGUCGGAUCGUAUCGUUCUGCAUGAGGAGGAAAGACAGGUUGGCACAGUAAAAGCUUCAGUUGUGCAGAGGUACAUUGAAGCCACUGGACGUAUUUUAACUGCCUCAGUCAUUGUUGCACUAUUCUUGAUGCAGUUCUCCAAGAAUACAGCGGACUGGUGGCUCAGCCGGUGGACUCAGGCUCAACAUAACAUUACCUCUCUACUUCUUCGUGGAGUGCAAAUGGAUCGUUCUGUGCGCUUCUUGAUGAUUUAUGCAGUAAUAGCAACAGCGAAUACCAUAUUUACUCUCAUUAGGGCCUUCCUGUUCGCCUUUGGUGGGAUUUUGGCAGCUAAACACCUUCAUAUGGAAUUACUUCAUAAAUUGCUCAGGACCUCGAUGUCUUGGUGGGAUCGCACUCCCUCUGGACGCGUUAUCAAUCGCAUCUGUUCUGAUGUUUACACUUGUGAUGACAACUUGCCAUUCCAGGUUUUCACUGAGCUUUCUUUUCAAUUGCUAAACAUCCUGCUCGCAUCCUUUUUCAACCUUCUUGGUACUCUGGUGAUUACAGUUAUCGGGCUUCCACUCAUGUUCCCAGUCUUUGCGCUGUUGAUGACACUUUAUUAUUUUAUUCAAAAAUACUAUAGUUGGCGUCAUAUAUUUAGUAUGUAUUCCUGUAAAGAAGCAGUUAUUCUUGUUUUCUUCAUCUAUUUUGUACUCAGACUUACCACCGUCGAGCUGAAACGCCUUGCCUCUCUGAGUCUUUCACCGUUAUACUCUCAUCUGGGAGAUACAGUGAAUGGAUUACCUACGAUUAGAGCUCAACGUUUUGUAGAAAGAUUUGCCACAGCUUUGCGUGAACAUCUGACUGUGAACAUGCGCGCCCAGUACUCAUUAAUCGCAGCUGGCCAAUGGCUAUCGGUUCGACUUUCUUUUAUUUCCAUAAGCAUUGUCGCUACGAUCGCAAUGACGGCAGUCGUACAGCAUCAGAUGAAAGGCGUAGAUUCAGGCAUGAUUGCGCUAGCAAUAACGUACGCUUUGUCGCUAACUGGUCUUUUAAAUGGCUUAUUGGGUUCGUUCAUUGAAACUGAGAAGGAGAUGAUUUCUGUGGAGAGGAUCGAUGAUUACCUUACAAAUAUCGGUCGCUAUUACGAUAACAUCACUGACAUAUCUGGACAUAUUGAAUUUAACAAUGUUUCACUGCGAUAUAGCGGGUACAUGCCGUUUGCUUUGGACAACGUCAGUAUUUCGGUUCCAGCAGGGCAAAAAAUGGCCAUAGUGGGAAGAACGGGAAGCGGAAAGACUAGUUUGUUACAGGCGUUGCUUCGGAUGGUUAACAUUGAAUCAGGUGAAAUAAAGCUGGACGGAUUGAAUACUACAUUAAUUCCUCUGAACGUGCUUCGGCGUGUAUUCGGAGUAGUACCGCAGCAUCCAUUUAUAUUUAGCGGAUCCCUGUACGAGAAUCUCACUGUUGGCUGUGAUAGCGUGGAAAUGCAUCAGGUUGCCAACAUAACUCAUCUUGCUAGCCUAGAUUCUCUCGUGACUCGAAUUGGUGGGUUAGACGGGCAUAUUGAAGAGGGUGGUAGGAAUCUUUCAUUCGGUGAGCGGCAGAUCAUUUCAAUUUGUCGUGUGUUAUUGGCCAAAGCUAAGAUUGUACUUAUCGAUGAAGCGACGUCUCACCUCGAUGAAGCAGCGCAUAGAAGAAUGUUGUCGUUGAUAAUGAAUUAUCUGCCAGAUGCAACACUGAUUUGCAUAACUCAUAUACUUCAUGGUUUGUCGGAAUUUGAUGCGGUAGUCGAAAUGGCAAAUGGGAAAGUUGUUGGUAUCAAAUCACCUCAGGAAGAGGUUUCGCCUCAUACCCUUCGUAUUGUUCUUAUUAAAGCUGUGGUUCGCUUCUCGAGCCAGAGGCGAUUUCUUCUUUGCGGACUGGGCGCUGGACCACAUGUAUGUUUUGCUCCUUUAAAUCAGUUCACUGCUUUUGUGAAAAUGCUAUCUACAGUCAAGCUCAUCGAGUAUCAACUGUAUUCUAUAAGUUUGGUUGAUGAGUGGAACGAAAACUCGUCCAUGCGGACGAAGUCAGUUGUCAUCAGUACGGUGCGAAUUGUAUGCAUAGAAUGGAUCAUUACUAGUAAUGCCGAGGUUCGAAAGUUGAUUUUUGAGCUGCUGCGAAUAUUUUGUCCAUAUCAGUCGAUUUCAUAUUGCUAG
Angiostrongylus costaricensis is the source of this 2457-nucleotide messenger RNA. NCBI's taxonomy places the organism in Eukaryota, Metazoa, Nematoda, Chromadorea, Rhabditida, Metastrongylidae. The record is from the annotation of a GenBank genome assembly.